Messenger RNA from Anastrepha obliqua, 1557 nucleotides. Its product is annotated as somatostatin receptor type 5-like. The record is from RefSeq and is a predicted model, not a curated record. Gene Ontology annotation, biological process: G protein-coupled receptor signaling pathway. The transcript has a single exon. Gene Ontology annotation, cellular component: neuron projection; membrane. Lineage: Eukaryota; Metazoa; Arthropoda; Insecta; Diptera; Tephritidae. Gene Ontology annotation, molecular function: peptide binding; somatostatin receptor activity. Bases 1 to 1557 code for a protein of 518 amino acids.
AUGUCACGAGACAACAGCAUAGAUUACCUUGACGAUUCGCAGAUCCCGCCGUUGGCGCUCUUUCCACUCGAAGAGGCUAUCGAUACGCAGAUGUUACAAAAUUCCAAUACUACAAUCGCAUUCAGCACACAUAAUAAUGACAGUUUCAAUACAAGCUUAGAAUAUGCGCUCUACGAGAACUGUCCCACCAAUGGGGACUCUAUCGGUCAUAUACUCAACUUCGCGCUCUACGUAAUUGUUUGCGUUGUCGGCCUAUUCGGCAAUACGCUCGUGAUUCAUGUUGUACUGCGUUAUUCGAAAAUGCAGACCAUCACCAAUGUUUACAUACUCAAUUUGGCUGUAGCUGAUGAGUGUUUUCUCAUUGGCAUACCGUUUCUCUUGCACACCAUAGUCAGUGGCAGCUGGCAGUUUGGCAAUUUCAUGUGUAAGGCGUAUAUGGUCAGCACAUCGAUAACACAAUUUACUUCGUCAAUAUUUUUACUAAUCAUGUCCGCCGAUCGCUAUAUAGCUGUAUGUCAUCCGAUCUCGUCGACGCAAUAUCGCACGCCACACGUUUCGAAAAUUGUAUCUGCCAUCGCUUGGCUUACAUCGGCUAUACUUAUGUUGCCAGUGAUCAUAUUUGCCGACACCGUUAGACAGAAUGAUAAUCAUAUCUCCUGUCACAUCAAGUGGCCCGAAUGGGGGCAUCACGAGACUGGCUUCACUUUCAUCAUGUAUGUCUUCACGCUGGGUUUCGCUACGCCACUCAUUUUCAUACUCUGCUUUUACUAUCUAGUCAUACGGAAAUUGCGUACUGUCGGCCCGCAGAAUAAGUCCAAAGAGAAGAAACGUUCCCACCGCAAAGUGACACGACUUGUCCUCACUGUUAUCACCGUGUAUAUACUCUGUUGGCUGCCCUUUUGGAUAUCACAGCUGGUGCUUAUCACCACUACGCCCAGUCCCUGUGCCACGCGCCUUCAAAUCGCCAUAUUUCUGCUUGUCGGCUGCCUCGGCUACUCCAACUCUGCCAUAAAUCCUUUCCUCUAUGCAUUUCUGAGUGAAAAUUUCAAAAAGAGCUUCCGCAAAGCAUUCGGCACCAUAACUGCUAUAUAUACGAAGAAGAAUUUCACAACGUCCAGUGGCACUGGUAUGCCCGUAUCAGCUGAGUUGCAUAGCAAGGAUACGAAUAUGUUCAGCAAGUUGGGCAAAAAAGGACGCAAACUAGCUGUAAUGCAUCAGCAUAAGCAAAAACAGAAAGAGGCACUGCUGGGCGCCGAUAGCAACACAACAAUGUUGGCUACCACCACGACUUACAGCACAGCGACAACCGCGACGACAAUGAACGCGCCCGAGCCGUCCGAAGUGCUACCAACGGAAAUUACAAAUGCCAAUCAGUGCGCGAACAGCUGUUACAAUGGUGAGUUGAUUAACGGCGAUAAGAUAACAGCUGAUACGGAUGCGCUGCGCACCGAGCGCGCGACGAGUGAGAUGGACAAGUUGAAGACAAAUGGCGUUGUUGCUGAAUGCUGGCACACAAAUGAAGCGCAGCGACCGCCAGUGUUUCAAACAGAUUUAUAA